UCUACGUCCCUGAGCGAGCCCGGCGUCAAGAUGAAUGACACAGUGACAGUCAGGACCCGAAAGUUCAUGACUAACCGGCUGCUUCAGAGGAAGCAAAUGGUCGUCGAUGUCCUGCAUCCCGGCAAGGCCACAGUCCCCAAGACUGAAAUCAGGGAGAAACUCGCCAAGAUGUACAAGACCACCCCUGAUGUUGUGUUCGUAUUUGGCUUCAGGACUCAGUUUGGCGGUGGCAAGACGACAGGUUUUGCGAUGGUGUACGACUCUCUAGACUACGCAAAGAAGAACGAGCCAAAGCACAGACUGGCCAGACAUGGUCUCUAUGAGAAAAAGAAGACUUCAAGGAAACAGCGCAAGGAACGCAAGAACAGAAUGAAGAAAGUACGAGGCACCAAGAAGGCCAGUGUCGGCGCUGCUGGCAAAAAGAAGUGAAGUGUCAGUGUGCAGUGAGUCCGGACAACCAGGGAGGGUCGCCGUGCUCAGGAUGUUCUUGUAUAUUGUCAUCAAAUAAACUUUGGAAAGAAAAAAUCUCUA
Molecule: messenger RNA, 531 nt
Organism: Pseudoliparis swirei
Lineage: Eukaryota; Metazoa; Chordata; Actinopteri; Perciformes; Liparidae
Gene: rps24
Product: ribosomal protein S24
Exons: 6
Coding region: 31-429 (132 amino acids)
Biological process (GO): translation
Cellular component (GO): ribosome
Molecular function (GO): structural constituent of ribosome
Source: RefSeq, a predicted model, not a curated record